Messenger RNA from Talaromyces amestolkiae, 1530 nucleotides. RefSeq lists its product as uncharacterized. Gene Ontology annotation, molecular function: transmembrane transporter activity. The record is from RefSeq and is a predicted model, not a curated record. The transcript is spliced from 4 exons. Gene Ontology annotation, biological process: transmembrane transport. Gene Ontology annotation, cellular component: membrane. NCBI's taxonomy places the organism in Eukaryota, Fungi, Ascomycota, Eurotiomycetes, Eurotiales, Trichocomaceae. The coding region runs from base 1 to 1530 and encodes 509 amino acids.
AUGGAAGUAGCGGCGUUCGAAAAACCACUGUAUGCUCAUGCUUCACUGGUUGAAGAUCCAGAUGAGGGCUUGAGCGAGGAGGAAAAGGCAGCCAUUGUAAGCUUACAGAACUUCAAACCCGAAUCAUGGGCUCAAGCUUACGGGAUGUAUCAGGAUCGCAGAUUACUCUGGAAGCUAGACCUCCGACUCAUCCCCUGGCUCUCGCUGCUGUAUCUCGCCGCAUUCCUCGAUCGCACAAAUGUGGGAAACGCGAAGAUCGAAGGUCUGCAGCAGGCGCUGCACAUGACCAACAACCAAUAUAAUGCAACGCUUACCAUCUUUUUCGUCUCGUAUGCCAUCUUUGAGCCCUUGACCAAUGUCUUGUUGAAACGGACCACGCCCAAGUAUUUUAUCACGGCGAUAAUCAUCAUUUGGGGAAUAUGCAUGACGACAAUGGGUCUCGUUCACAAUUUUUCCGGUCUCAUGGCAGCGCGCUGGUUCCUCGGUCUCGCCGAAGCUGGUCUCUUCCCGGGUAUUAGUUAUUAUCUCUCAUGUUGGUACAAAAGAUCUGAAUUCGGUGUACGCAUGGCGAUUUUCUUUUCCGCUGCCGCUCUCGCCGGCUCCUUCGGUGGCCUUUUGGCCGCUGCAAUCGCAAACAUGGACGGCGUCGGUGGUAAGGCUGGCUGGUCAUGGAUCUUUAUCCUAGAAGGUCUGGCCACAAUCGUGUUGGGGGUGAUAUCCUUCUGGCUCGUUGUCGAUUUCCCGGACAAAGCGACUUUUCUCUCGGAUGCCGAUCGCAAGCGUGUGACCAGACGGUUGGUUCUCGAUCAGCAGGCAAGUGGUCAGCACGAAGAAUGGAAACGGUCGUAUCUAUGGGACAGUCUGAAAGAUUGGAAGACAUAUCUGGGCGCGAUUAUUUAUAUGGGUGCCGAUGGGCCUCUAUAUGCGUUCUCAUUAUUUAUCCCGACCAUUAUCAACGAACUAGGCUACUCCUCGACUAGAGCGCAGCUCCUCACCGUCCCGCCCUACGCGGUUGCUGCGGUUUUGACCGUGGCUAUUGGUUACAUUGCGGAUCGCACACGCGCAAGAGGGCUUUGCAACAUUAUUGUUUCUAUCCUUGGCGCAAUCGGAUUUUCGAUGCUGCUCGGCGCAAAGACGGCUGGUACUCGUUACGCAGGUGUUUUUCUCGGUGCAAUGGGGAUUUAUCCCUGCAUUUCAAACACCAUCUCUUGGACCAGUAACAAUGUGGAGGGGGUCUACAAACGUGGCGUCACGCUCGGUAUCGUGAUCGGAUGGGGUAACCUCAACGGCGUCGUUUCGUCAAACAUAUACCGCGGCAAGGAUGCGCCUACUUUCUACCCUGGUCACGGCACCGUUCUUGCCUAUCUCGUGCUGUUUCUUCUGUUUGGGUCGAUCUUGCAGACUAUUCUGCUGAGAAUCGAGAAUAGGAAGCGUCAGCGUGGUGAGCGUGAUCAUCGCAUUGAGGGUUUGAGUGAGGAGCAGAUCAAGGAUUUGGGAGAUUUGCGGCCGGAUUUUAUAUACACUACUUAG